Molecule: messenger RNA, 1029 nt
Organism: Bubalus bubalis (water buffalo)
Lineage: Eukaryota; Metazoa; Chordata; Mammalia; Artiodactyla; Bovidae
Product: keratin-associated protein 5-4-like
Exons: 1
Coding region: 418-1029 (203 amino acids)
Source: RefSeq, a predicted model, not a curated record
ACAGAAAUGACACCAACUGAUCUUUAAGAAGAGAAAUAGAAACUUACAGAGGUUUAUCGAUGAGCAGAAACAGGAAAACCAAGGAUGUGACUCGCCGCCUGGGGUGGUCAGACCUCAGGGCUCCCUGAGCUGGGAGCACAGGCUCUGUUUACAAAGAGAAACACCCUAAGGAGGAAACCACAUUUAGAAAUCAAGGAAGCAGACCUCGGUGUGAGCUACUGGGGGCUCAUGGGACUGUAAAGAGUUUAAGAAUAACGUGUGUGUUUGAAAGAGGUAAACACACAAGAGGAAGUCAUGUGUUGAGUAUAAACACCCGGCAGGUAUAUAGAGGCUCCUGGCCCAGGAGGCCCCACACUGAGCACCUUCUCUCUCUCCACCUGCUCCUCUGACCUACUCCACCCUCAACCCACCAGAACCAUGGGCUGCUCUGGCUGUUCCGGAGGCUGCGGCUCCAGCUGCUGUGUGCCCGUCUGCUGCUGCAAGCCCGUGUGCUGCUGUGUGCCAGCCUGCUCCUGCUCCAGCUGUGGCAAAGGGGGCUGCGGCUCGUGUGGGGGCUCCAAGGGGGGCUGUGGCUCCUGUGGGGGCUCCAAGGGGGGCUGCGGCUCGUGUGGGGGCUCCAAGGGGGGCUGCGGCUCGUGUGGGGGCUCCAAGGGGGGCUGCGGCUCGUGUGGGGGCUCCAAGGGGGGCUGUGGCUCCUGUGGGGGCUCCAAGGGGGGCUGCGGCUCGUGUGGGGGCUCCAAGGGGGGCUGCGGCUCGUGUGGGGGCUCCAAGGGGGGCUGCGGCUCGUGUGGGGGCUCCAAGGGGGGCUGUGGCUCAUGUGGCUGCUCCCAGUCCAGCUGCUGCAAACCUUGCUGCUCCCAGUCCAGCUGCUGUGUCCCCGUUUGCUGCUCCCAGUCCAGCUGUUGCAGACCCUGCUGCUCCCAGUGCAGCUGCUGUGUCCCCAUUUGCUGCUCCCAGUCCAGCUGUUGCAGACCCUGCUGCUCCCAGUCCAGCUGCUGUGUCCCUGUUUGCUGCCAGUGUAAGAUCUGA